Caenorhabditis briggsae is the source of this 861-nucleotide messenger RNA. The record is from RefSeq and is a predicted model, not a curated record. NCBI's taxonomy places the organism in Eukaryota, Metazoa, Nematoda, Chromadorea, Rhabditida, Rhabditidae. The coding region runs from base 1 to 861 and encodes 286 amino acids. The transcript has 5 exons.
AUGCAACGAAAAAUGAUAGUGGCUCUUAUCACUUUUCUAGUUACUGUAUUCGGUACUGUAUCCAAUGCUCUUGUUUUCAUUGCUGCUCGUAGAAUGAAUUCGAUGAACAGUUCAUUUGGAAUUAUAACCAAAAACCAAGCGAUUUGUAACUUCUUGAUUGCUACGAAUCUGUUGGUUUAUUACUCCCAUUUCAUUGGAAUGUUUGCAAUGACUGUAUACGAAAUCUCAAAUCUCUCUCAUUUUCUGAUAGCAGUGAAUCGAUUCUGUGCAGUGUUUCUUCCUUAUUAUUACGAAAAAUUAUUUACUGUGUUUAGUACAAAAAUAUUGAGAAACGUUAUUUGGGUGGCAUCUGCUAUUUGGUGUAUGGUUUUAUAUGAAUUGGUCGGAUGUAAAUUCUCCUACGAUGUUGCGUCUUGGUCCCUUGCAUUUCUGGCAACUGAUAUGUGUACACAACUGACUUGGUAUUCUGAUUUCACUUUCAAUACAUCAUUUGUAGUUCUGACUCUUAUUACCAACUUGCUGACUGCUUUCAAAGCUGGAAGAAAUAGCAGAAUUUUGAUGAAUGCAGCAGGAAUCAAGAUGUCAAAACGACAGAAACAACGGGAACUGAAUUUUGUAAAGCAGUCAUUCCUCCAAGGAUUGAGUGUCUUCAGUGGACAAGUCACUUAUUAUCUAAUUGCUCCUUUACUGUCGAAUCCAGUUCUAAUUUUUAUUAUUGGGUCAUUGUGGGCAUUCAUGCAUUCUAUCGAAGGAGGUAUUAUUUUAGCAUCCAAUCAAGAAAUGAGAUCAGUUUUCAUCAUUGAAUUCAACAACUGUUUUCAUUUCGAGCGUAUCAUUGGGUUAAACAAUUUGUUUCAAUGA